ACGUUUCUUUCUUUACCCAUCACAUUCAUUUACACAGUCCUCGGUGACUAUCUACAUUCAUUACUUCAUUGAUUGAAGCUUAUCCAACUUUUCAAACCAAACACUCAUUUUUUCCACCUUACGAAAAACUACCCAAAACUUCUUCCAUCAAAAUCAUCAAUCUCAAGAUUUUAUCAUCAAAAAUGUCUUUCUCCAAGAUCGCUGUUGUGGCUGGUGCCGCUUUUAUCUCUGGUGUUGCUGCUCACGGACGUGUCCAAGGUAUCACUGCUGAUGGUGUUUGGUAUGAGGGUUACAACCCAUCUUUCCAAUACGAGCAAGUUGCACCAGUUGUUGCUGGAUGGUCCGAUCCAGCUGAUUCAUCGAACGGUUUCAUUGCACCAGAUGCUUAUGGUACAUCCGACAUCAUUUGCCACUUGGGCGCUACCAAUGCUCAAGGAUACGUUAAUGUUACUGCCGGAAGUGAGGUUAACUUGCAAUGGACUGUCUGGCCUGAUUCGCAUCACGGUCCAGUUAUUGACUACCUUGCUGCUUGUACUGGAGGUGAUUGCACAACUGUCGACAAGACCACCCUCGGAUUCUUCAAGAUCGAUGGUGUAGGACUCAUCGAUGAUUCCACCGUCCCAGGUACAUGGGCAUCUGAUCAGCUCAUCGCCAACAACAACUCCUGGUCUGUCACCAUCCCAGAGUCCUUGGCACCAGGUGCCUACGUUCUCCGCCACGAGAUCAUCGCACUCCACUCUGCUGAGCAAGCCGAUGGAGCUCAAAACUACCCACAAUGUGUUAACCUUUGGGUUUCCGGAACUGGAUCCGCUGUUCCAGCUAGCGCAGAUACCGUUCUUGGUACUGCUCUUUACACCGAGACUGAUGCCGGUGUCAAUGUCAACAUCUAUGCUUCCCUCGCUUCAUACGAUGUUCCAGGUCCUACUCAAUGGGCUUCCGCUACUGCUUCCGUUGCUCAAGGUACUUCAGGAGCAGUUGCCACCGCAGCAGCUAUCGUUUCUUCCGCUGCUUCAUCGGCUGUCUCAAGCGCUGCUUCCUCUGCCGCUGUCGUCGCCUCUUCUUCCGCUCAAACCACCGCAGAAGUUGCCGCUACCAGUUCCGCUGCCCCAGUCGCCAGCGUAGCCUCCUCUUCCGCUGUUGUUGCCGCCAGCUCCGUUGCUAGCGUUGCUUCAUCGGUUAUUGCCAGUUCCGCAGCAUCAGUUGUUACCUCUGCCCCAGCUGUUACUUCUGCACCUUCUAACAUUGUCACUGAUAUGAUCACUGAUUACGUCACCGUUACCGAUGUUGUAACAGUAACUGUCACUGCUGCAUAAAUUUUCAACCUUUUGAUUGUUUGAAAUCAGCACCUUCUUUGACUUGAAAACUUUUUGAUGAUAUUUUGAUGGUUUGUUUUUGGAUUUGAUUCGGGCUAUCAGGUAUAGCUUGGAUGGAAAAUUUAUGAAUGAGCCGGAGGAUGAGUUGAAUGGGCUUCAUGUCAUUUUCUUAUAUAUUUACGUCUUGUAUAAACAGAAUUGAAUAUUUUUUGAGCAUAAA
Botrytis deweyae is the source of this 1533-nucleotide messenger RNA. RefSeq lists its product as uncharacterized. The record is from RefSeq and is a predicted model, not a curated record. The transcript has 4 exons. The coding region runs from base 183 to 1313 and encodes 376 amino acids. NCBI's taxonomy places the organism in Eukaryota, Fungi, Ascomycota, Leotiomycetes, Helotiales, Sclerotiniaceae.